Messenger RNA from Coregonus clupeaformis (lake whitefish), 1653 nucleotides. RefSeq lists its product as uncharacterized. Lineage: Eukaryota; Metazoa; Chordata; Actinopteri; Salmoniformes; Salmonidae. The record is from RefSeq and is a predicted model, not a curated record. The coding region runs from base 310 to 1023 and encodes 237 amino acids. The transcript has 4 exons.
UCCAUUGUGUCACAGCCAGGGGAUUCUGGGGGAACUCAACCACUGAGUAGGGGGGGUUUCCACUGUAGUGGGGAAGUGGAGCGCAACACACAGAGGGAAAUAUUUACAGUGUUAUAUUCCAUCUCUGUGUGUGUGUGUUCCUGUGGUUCACUGGCAGUGUGUGUCACUGUAUCAGUGUUUGGUGGCACUGAGCUCAUUGUACGCUAGUCCCUCUCACACGUCUGACUAGCUCCUGCUCUCCUUACGCCAGGAGGGAUUUACACAAAGCUUCAUAGCACAAAACAAAAUUAAAGCCCUCUGUGUGUCAGUAUGAAGGUGUUUGAGGUGGGUGACUCUGUGAGUCGGUUCAGGCUGGCUGAGUCGUGUGUGGGGCUGGCAGGGUGUCUGUGUGUGGCCUACUCUGUGUGGACCCCUCACUGGCUCAAUGACCAGGGACUGUGGACUAAUGGCAACAACAGCACCAACACGGACAGUGACCAGACCAGGGGCAUUAUCUUUAACGCCUUGGAGGCAGAGCAAGUAUUUGGGGUGCUGUCGUUCUUCAUGGCUGUGAGUUCUGGGGCUCUGUGUCUGGUGUUCGCCCUCUGCUGGACGUCCCAGACGGUGCGCUCCUACUCCAACACCCGCUCUCUACUUAUGGCAGGCCAGGCCCUCUACCCCACUGUCCUGCUGCUCCUCAUUUUGGGACCCACAGGAUUCUUCUUCCUCCUCAGCUGGUCCCUCUUCACCUACCAGCACUGGGUAACGAUCAGCGAUGACUUCACCUGCCUGGGCUCCUCCUAUUGGCUGGGCGCCCUGGGCUGGGCCCUGCUAUUGGUUGCUCUGCCCGUGGUCUUCCUGGUGGAGCAGUGUGUGGUCCCGGACAUCCUGACGGAACUCACGAAGGCCACCGAGGGGUGGCGGCGCACAUCUGAGGUACCGUACGCCAAACGCUCGUUCAGCGAGAGUCGUCAGCAUUGUCAUGAAGACGAGAGUCAUGAAGACGUGGAGAGAGGGCUGAAGAUGUACAUAUCAGUACCCUGAGAGGAGGAAUGGAGGACAGAGAAUUCAGAGACUGAGCUGACUGCAGGACUGGACUUGACUGGACUGGACAAACAGCUGAUGUCCUGUUCACACUAGCAGCACCAGGGAGAGGAGCUUCUAGUGCCUGUCUGGAUCAAAGACUGACUGCUCCACUGUAGGAGAAUGCUCACAGACACACUCUGAGAAUAUGUGAUAUUAGACAAAAAUGUCAAUGCUGUGAUAGUGUUAUUGUCAGUCUUUGUAGUUGUUUGUUGCCUAGCACACAUUCAGGAGGUUUUCCUGUUAUAAAGGAAAUAUUUGUGUUACAGUAGCGCCCUCAUGUGGUGAGCAUUACCAAGGUCUGAUGUAUAAAAAAAUAUUUUUGAUACAGCUUGGCAGUCGAAAGUAUUUAACUUUUUUAUGGGGGGUUGUUCAGAUGCAAAGUGGGACCACUUCUUGUAGAAUUUAGAUGAAGUAGGCCUAAUGAUGUAAUUUAUUCACAAAAUAGUACAUUUACAGUUAAACUAAUGAACAUUCAAAAUAGGCCUACGUCUCAAUUCAAUCUAAAUGUGAAUUUGAAUAUCUCCGUAAAUUAUAUAAGUGUGUAAUGCAUUCUUGAAAAUGGAUGAAUAAAUCUCCGCUGUUAAUGUA